AUUAGUAGCCAAUAGCUUUCGGUCUGUCAUUCUGACCGCAGCGUGAGGGGGAACUGUGUCUCUUGUUCUUAUAAGAAGAAAUCUUUGAAAUAGUUUCUCAAAGGUAAGUUCAGCGUUCUGUCUUGACAAUGUAAAAUGUUGUUCUGUCAAUAUCUUAUAUUUUUAUUCAAUUGACUGUGAGAAUCAGCUCCUCAAUGUGUAAGGUCAGCAUCGUUCAGAGGCUACUGUAGCAAGCUAACUAACGUUAGCUCGCAAGCUAGGCUAACUUAAAGUUAUUUUUUAAAACUCUUAUCUACUAGCCAAUCAAAGGGAACAAUGCUCAUGAUACUGGUUUUGCUAUUCAAGUAUCUAUCUAAUUGUUAACUCACUUUUAUCGUAUAGUCUACACGGACAACGGGGCAACAACAGCUAACUUUUGCUAGCUAAAUUGCUAAGGGAUGUUCUGCUUGAUGAGUGCUAACGUAAACUAUAUGGCUAGCUAAUGUCAGAUGAAAGGGGUUAGCUAGCUAACGUUAGUUCUGUAUCUUUGGUGUAUCUUAUGUGUUGCUCUGGUCUGACACGGCUGCAUGUAGCUGACUAAACUCAACUCACGAUUUCGAGUUGAGUUUAAUCAGCUAGGUUGCAUGCAGACUACACAGGCGUAACAUAGCUACUGUUAGCUAGUUAGCAAAUGAACUUGAUGACUUGCUGCUAGCUAGUAGUGGCAAUAAUCGGUAUACCGACCACCGAAUUUACAGCAGCAAAUGACCAUUCAGUGACACCAGUCUCAUCUCUCAUCUUAUCACCCACAAGGGUUAUCUAGCUAAAUAUGCCCAAUCGUAUCAAGUAGUAAGUUACUGUUCAGGAUUAUUAUAGCCUAACUUGGUCCAUGUUGGCCCUCUGCUUCACCAAUGGCAGAUGCCUAGGUGACAGUGUUCGAAAAUCAAAGCUAAUACUUUCUUUUGCAUAAUGAUGAUUACCUAUUCUAUUGAAAUCCAUAAAUAAACGUCCUCCUGUCUAUCUCUCCUCACAGGAGUCCUCCCCUCUCCAUGUGCAUCCCUAAUGGGCGGCUGGACUCAUAGUGCGGUGCUGGAGCUGUACCGAGCACUGCUCCGUGCAGGGCGCCACCUUCAGUACACAGACCGCAACUACUACCGGUGCGCCGUGGCCCGCGAGUUCCGCCGCUGCCAGGCCCUGACCGUGCCGAGCGACAAGGAGGACGCACUGAAGAGGGGCCAGUUUUUCCUCAGCAGUAGACUGGGGGGAUUGAUGUAGGUGGGGGUCAACCAUCCAACACCACCUUUAGCAAGACGUGCUUGUUUCAGACUACUAACAGGUAAACUAUUAAGCUAUUUAACUGACCACCUAUCCUAUCGCUCUUUAUACGUUAAUAAUACAUGUUUUGAUAAUAAAAGGUACACAGUCCUUGAGUUAUGGUAAUAGAACGCAAGGCUCCUCACAUCUGAAUCAGUACUUUCUUUGUUCUUCUCUAAUCACUUUUCCCAUUCUAACUCUACGUUCACCUAGACAGAAUGGCGGGAGUGAACGGUGAGCGUAAAGGAAAGAAGGAUGACAACGGGAUGGGCACAGCCGUUGACUUUUUGCUCUCUAAUGCCAAGCUUGUUCUUGGGGUAGGAGGAGCUGCCAUGCUUGGCAUUGCAACACUAGCAGUCAAAAGAGUAAGUGGGGUAUUUCUCUAAGUUAGAUCAUUGCAAUUAUAUUCUUGUAAAUGUUAUUAGUGCUUUCGGAAAGAAUUCAGUCCCCUUGACUUUUUCCACAUUUUGUUACGUUACAGCCUUAUUCUAAAAUGGAUUAAAUAAAACAAUUUCCUCAUCAAUCUACACACAAUACCCCAUAAUGACAAAGUGAAAACAGGUUUUUAUAAUUUUUUGCAAUUGUAUAAAAAAAUUAAACCAGAAAUACCUUAUUUACAUAAGUAUUCAGACCCUUUGCUAUGAGACUCGAAAUUGAGCUCAGGUGCAUCCUGUUUACAUUGAUCAUCCUUGAGAUAUUUCUACAACUUGGAGUCCACCUGUGGUAAAUUCAAUUGAUUGGACAUGAUUUGGAAAGGCAUACACCUGUCUAUAUAAGGUCCCACAGUUGACAGUGCAUGUCAGAGCAAAAACCAAGCCAUGAUGUUGACGGAAUUGUCUGUAGAGCUCCGAGACAGGAUUGUGCCGAGGCACAGAUCUGGGGAAGGGUACCAAAACAUUUCUGCAGCAUUGAAGGUCCCCAAGAACACAGUGGCCUCCAUUAUUCUUAAAUGGAAGAAGUUUGGAACUACCAAGACUCUUCACAGAGCUGGCCGCCUGGCCAAACUGAGCAAUCGGGGGAGAAGGGCCUUGGUCAGGGAGGUGACUAAGAACCCGAUGAUCACUGACAGAGCUCCAGAGUUCCUCUGUGGAGAUGGGAGAAUAUUUCAGAAGGACAACCAUCUCUGCAGCACUCCACCAAUCAGGCCUUUAUGGUAGAGUGGCCAGACGGAAGCCACUCAGUAAAAUGCACGACAGCCGCUUGGAGUUUGCUAAAAGGCACCUAAAGACUAUCAGACCAUGAGAAACAAGAUUCUCUGGUCUGAUGAAACCAAGAUUGAACUCUUGGCCUGAAUGCUAAGCGUCACGUCUGGAGGAAACCUGGCACCAUCCCUACGGUGAAGCAUGGUGGUGGCAGCAUCAUGCUGUAGGGAUGUUUUUCAGCGGCAUGGACUGGGAGACUAGUCAGGAUCGAGGGAAAGAUGUACAGAGAGAUCCUUGAUGAAAACCUGCUCCAGAGCGCUCAGGACCUCAGACUGGGGCUAAGGUUCACCUUCCAACAGCACAACGACCCUAGGCACACAGCCAAGACAACGCAGGAGUGCGUUCUCUCAACCAGCUUCAUGAGGUAGUCACCUGGAAUGCAUUUCAAUUAACAGGAGUGCCUUAUUAAAAGUUAAUUUGUGGAAUUUCUUUCCUUAAUGCGUUUGAGCCAAUCAGUUGUGUUGUGACAAGUAGGGGGGUAUACAGAAGAUAACCCUAUUUGGUAAAAGACCAUGUCCAUAUUAUGGCAAGAACAGCUCAAAUAAGCAAGGAGAAAUGACAGUCCAUCAUUACUUUAAGACAUGAAGGUCAGUCGAUAUGGGAAAUAUCAAGAACUUGCCACAGGAAUGGAAGACUGAUUUACCGCUGCUGCAGAGGAUAAGUUCAUUAGAGUUAACAGCCUCAGAAAUUGCAGCCCAAAUAAAUGCUUCACAGAGUUCAAGUCACAGACACAUCUUAACAUCAGCUGUUCAGAGGGGACUGUGUGAAUCAGGCUUUCAUGGUCGAAUUGCUGCAAAGAAACCACUACUAAAGGACACCAAUAAGAAGAAGAGACCUGCUUGGGCCAAGAAACACAAGCAAUGGACAUUAGACCGGUGGAAAUGUGUCCUUCGGUCUGGAGUCCAAAUUUGAGAUUUUUGGUUUCAACUGCCGUGUCUUUGUGAGACGCGUGUGGGUGAACGAAUGAUAUCCUUAUGUGUAGUUCCCACUGUAAAGCAUGGAGGAGGAGGUUUUAUGGUGUGGGGGUGCUUUACUGGUGACACUGUCUGUAAUUUAUUGGGAAUUCAAGGCACACUUAACCAGCAUGGCUACCACAGCAAUCUGCAGCGAGACGCCAUCCCAUCUGGUUUGGGCUUAGUAGGACUAUCAUUUGUUUUUCAACAGGACAAUGACCCAACACACCUCCAGGCUGUUUAAGGGCUAUUUUACGAAGGAGAGUGAUGGAGUGCUGCAUCAGAUGACCUGGCCUCCACAAUCCCCCGACCUCAACCAAAUUGAGAUGGUUUGGGAUGAGUCGGACAGCAGAGUGAAGGAAAAGCAGCCAACAAGUGCUCAGCAUAUGUGGGAACUCCCUCAAGACUGUUGGAAAAGCAUUCCAGGUGAAGCUGGUUGAGAGAAUGCAAAGCUGUCAUCAAGGCAAAGGGUGGCUAUUUGAAGAAUCUCAAAUAUAAAAUAUAUUUUGAUUUAACACUUUUUUUUUGUUGGUUACUAUAUUAUUCCAUAUGUGUUAUUUCAUAGUUUUGAUGUAUUCACUAUUAUUCUACAAUGUAAAAAUAAAGAAAAACCCUUGAAUGAGUAGGUGUGUCCAAACUUUUGACUGGUAGUGUAUGUAAAUAUAAUUUCAGUUUUAUUUUAUUUUAUACAUUGGCAAAAAAUUAUAGAAACCUGUUUGGCUUUGUCAUUAUGGGAUAUUGUGUGUAGAUGAGGGUGAAAAAAAAACAAUUUAAUCCAUUUUAGAAUAAGGCUGUAAUGUAACAAAAUAUGGAAAAAGUCAAGGGGUCUGAAUACCUUCCGAAUGCACUGUAUGUACAUUAUUUUCAAUUGUGCCAGUUCAGUUGUAGGCUAAAUGUGAUCACCUCUCACUAUUUGGCAUCUGAUCUCUACAUCAGUAAUUUAUUGUUUUUAACCACGAGUGGACGACAUGACCAUUUCAUGAAACAUUCUAAUGGACAAAGUUUUCAAUUCAAUCUUCUUUCAGAUGUAUGACCGUGCCAUAAGUGCUCCGACCAGCCCUACUAAGAUGGAACCAUCAGGGAAAAGGAGCUGGGAGGAGCCCAGCUGGAUGGGCUCGACACCACGGGUACUUAACCAUGACAUGAAGUCAACAGUGAGCAGGUCACUGCAGACUCUACCCACCUCCUCCAAGUCCUUUGAACCAGGUAAGGUACACUCAUGUAUUUAGGUUGUCACACACGAUAAUGUUAUUCCGCAUUACAACUAUUAACAUUGCUCAUAUAAGAGUUAUGAUCGUGCCGUUAGCUCACCCCACAGCGUGAAACGUUGCCAAUAGCGCUGCUGAAUUGUUACUUUUUCGGUGGAGCGACCGGUUAGUACGUUGUCAAGCAGGGCGGUUACGUGUGUUGGCAAGGCAGAGGAUGCGAGAUCAAGUACCGGUAAGGACUGGUGAGCUAGGAAGCUAUACUGCUAAGCAGUACAGGGAUGCCUGUUACACUCACACUUGCUCACACUCGCACACAUUGCCUAUCUGUGUUCAGAGUGAGGCCUGAGGAGUAACACUUGGGAUUGAUGGAGCAGGUUAGUAGUGUGUUUCAGAUGGUUUGACCUCAUCUCUGUGCAGUGUUUUCUAAUCCUUGGCUGUGUCUAUUGAUGACAGGAUGGCUGAUGGCAGGAUGGCUGUACUUCCUGUAUUGUGGGUGAUACCGCUGACUCUCAGUGCUUGUAUGAAGCUACAGGGUCGUUCCAUUUGAUUUCAAUCAGUUUUUGACCGCGCCUCUUUUGAUUUGAACUAAACUUUCCAUACAUAUUUGUCCAUGGUAGAAGUGAUCAGAAAAUGACUUUAUCAAACUAUAUUAUAAUGUUUUGAAAAAAUAUAUUUGUAAUGUUUCAUUUCAAUUAUCUAAAAACAUGUAAGCUCAGAUAUAUUUUCAUUUUUGCAUAUGUUGUAGCUUAGACCGUAAUGUACAUCAUCUGAGGUGUUUGUGUUGUGCCUGCCAUUGGUUGAAACACAGCAUACUCUUGAAUACAGGGUGGGUGUCAUUUUAAUCAUAGAAAUAUAAUUCAUAGAAUGGACCUAUCCCUUCAGACCACUGCAAUUUAGCUGGUACACCAUUGAAAUUAAUUUAAUUGACAUUUUACAUUCCAAUUACUACCACAAAGAUGGCCGCCGGUCCACCCACCGUCGAUUGGCCACUUAAAUGGGAAUGUCUAUUCUAUUAUCUAUAUUUCUAUGAUUUUAAUAGGUUUCCUAUGGAAGACAUUGUAAUUUCAAACAACUGAUAUUCCCAUUCAAUUCAAUAUUCUCCAAUCAUCUUUGUGGUACAAUUGGAAAGUUGAAAUGUCAAUGUUAUUCCCAUUUUAGUAAAUUUAUCAGCCACUCUGUAUUCAAGUGCAUGCUGUGUCUCAACCGAUGGCGGUCUGAACAUAAACCUCAGAUGAUGUAAAAUAGGAUCUAAGCUACAACAUGCGAAAAUCUGAGUUUACACGUUUUUAGAUUAUUGAUGUUAAAGGGAAAAAAAAAAGUCAUUUUUUAUUUACUUUUUGGUUUGAAAUAAAUUACCAUAUAGUUUGACAAUCCUGUUUGUAAGCAUUUAUAUUUUCAAGAGAUACAGUACAGUGGAUGUCUCAUGGUAUGGUGGGGUAUGCAACAUGGAUCCAAUUUUGGGCACCUCCAUCUCCUGAAUGUUUUGGCAUUCAGGUCCAAAAAAUCACUUUCUGACCACUUCUACCAUGGGCAGAUAUGUAUGGAAAGUUUUGUUCAAAUGAAAAGGGGGGCGGUCAAAGCUAUUGAAAUCGAACAGAACGACUCUACAGUUUUGUUAGUAGAAACCCAACUAAAUAGAAUCAGAUGGAUAGUUUCUAUUGAGCUCCAUUAGAUAUUUGUUACAAAGUUUAAGAAAAUACCUCAACUAAAGUCUGUGGAAUUUUGGAUGGUUCUCUUAUGCCGGGUGUACACUACUCAACUUUCAAAGUCCUAACAUCGCUCAGCCUCUCACAUUUAACGACUGUCUUUCAUGACGUGUUUUGUCUUCCCAACGUAUUGGCACAAACGGGGUCACACACUACAAGAUUCUUCACUUGGUCAUGAGGAUUCUCAAUACCACACUGUCUUGCAAAAAUGAAACUUGUCUGAUCUCAACUAAAAACAUUGUGUAGUGUACACCCGGCUUUAGUGUGUAGGAUACUCUCUGUAGGAGAGGAUAGUCCGUAAAGCAACCUCUCUCGUGGUACUUGUUCCCAUUAGUUGGGUUUGUCACCCAAUAAAUAUCCUUCUUACUUUCGUUCUUAUUUACCUCCCAUUACCUUUCAACAUUUUCACACUUUAUUAUAGUGUCUUGCAUCAUCAGGAUGCCCAGCCCACAUGGGCUUAUAAAACACUAAAUAUGCCAAUUUUAGUAUUAUUUUACCCAUACCUACACAUUCCUAACGUCUGCCUGUCUUGGCUGUAUCCCCUCAGACUGCAUGCGGAAGGCGAUGGGGCAGGGACGUAGUGCUGCAGGGCAGACCGACCUCCUCCGGGCCAGGAUGCGCCUCUCCUUACAGGAGAAACUGUGGGAGUUCUACCAGGAGCGAGUGGCCAUCCCCGCUGAGGAGCAGGCCACAGCCCGCCGGGCCGCCCUGGACAUCUGCGCUGAGCUGAGGAUCUUCCUGCACGCCAAGCUGCCCGACAUGCCGCUCCGAGAGAUGUACCUCAGCGGCAGCCUCUACGACGACCUGCAGGUAAGAAGAGGGUGGUAGUAGUAAACUGUAUUAUCCCUCUGGGGGAAGGGAGAAAGAUAUCACUUCACCAACUGUUGGCUUAGGACUGUUGUGACCACAAACAAUGCUUUUUACCUCGGUGACCGUCUCUGGGUUUGAAAUGUUAUGGUUUUAUAAGAAUAACACCAAUGUGCUCCCUCUCUGACUCUCUCUCUGACUCCCUCUCCGACUCUCUUUCUGAUUCUCUCUCUGACUCGCUCUCUCUCGGACUGACUCGCUCUCUUAUCCCUCUACCCACCCCCACUCUUUCUAUCUAUAUCCGCUACCCCCAUCUUUCUCUCCGCUCCCCCCUCUCACCCCAACUCUUUCUCUCUCGCUCUCCCCCCCCACUCUUUCUCUCUCGCUCUCCCCCCACCUCUCUCUCUCGCUCUCCCCCCCACUCUUUUCUCUCUCGCUCUCCCCCCCCUACCUCUCUUCUCGCUCUCCCCCCCACUCUCUCCCCCUCGCUCCCACCCCCACUCUCUUUCUUACCACCCACUCUUCUCUUUCUCUCUCCUCUCACUCCCCCCACGCUCUCUCUCCCCUCCCCAAUCUUGUCUCUCUCUCCCCCUUCACUCUUUCUCUCCUCCUCCAUCUCGCUCUCCCCCACCUAUUUAUCUCUCUCCCCUCUCUCUCUCCCCCCCACUCUUCUCAACUAUUUCUCUCUCUCCCUCGCUCUACACCGCCCCCACUCUUUCUCUCUCUCGCUCCUCCCCGCACCCCACUCUUUCUCUCUCGUCGCUCACCCACCACUCUUUCUCCCUACCACCCCCACUCGUUCUCCCUCCACACAACUAUCCCCCCAACUCUUUCUCCCUCCCCCCACUCCUCACCCCCCAUAACUUUCUUUCUUUCUCUCCACUCUCCCCCCCACUCUUUCUCUCUCUCUCGUUCCCCCCCCCCCCUCCACUCUUUCGCUCUCUCCCCCCCCCCCCCACUAUUUCUCCCACUCUUUCUCAGGUGGUGACAGCGGAUCACGCUCAGCUCAUGGUCCCUUUGACCUUGGAGAAGAACCUGUGGUCGUCAGUCCCUGGCGAGGACACCAUCAUGAACAUGCCGGGUUUCUGGCUGAUUCGCAGGGAAAACCUGGAGUACUUCCCCCGAGGCAGCAGCUACUGGGACCGCUGCAUGGUAGGAGGCUACCUCUCCCCCAAGUCUGUCCUGGAGGUGUUCGAGAAGCUGGUGGCGGGCUCCAUCAACUGGCCGGCCAUCGGCAGCGUUCUGGACUACGUGAUCCGGCCGGUGGUUCCCUCGGAGACUCUCACCCUGGAGGUCCAGUAUGAGACGGACCGCCAUCUUUACGUGGACUUCCUGCCUCUGUUGGUGACGGACAACGGCGCCUCGCUGAUUGCCAAGCCACACAGGCUGGCCGCCGAGCGCCACGAAAACCUGUGGCGGCAGAGCUUCCGCGUGGCGGAGACGGCGCGCCUGCGGGCGCUGGACAAGGAGGACGGUGGCUGCCGCUGCGCCUGCCUCAAGGUGACCAAAGCAGUGUGCAAGCUGAACCCGGCCCUGACGCGCCUGUCGGCCAGUCAGCUCACCAACGCCAUACUGCUGCUGAGCGGGAAGGAGGGCGACUGGACCCAGGAGGCGCUGGCCGACCGCUUCCUGCAGCUGCUUCGCUCGCUAGUGGGACACCUAGAGGCCGGGAGGCUCCCCUGCGCUCUGGUCCCCAAAGUCAACCUGUUCUGUGAGCUGACGCCAGUGGAGGUGGAUGAGCUAGGAUACACCCUCUACUGUUCCCUCUCUGACCCAGAGGGACUCCUAAGGACUCCUGAGUCUGACUGAGUCUGGUCAUGGGUUCUAGGGUUUAGGACAGAUAGUAUAGAAUUCUAACUAAGCCUCCAUAGAGUCCAUACUGCAGAAGAGGAUAUGAUAUGUAAUUUAUAUGUGCUUCAGACAUGGACCAUGCCCCCUGUGACCACGUCGCUGUGUGAUUGAUUCAACAUCACGUCUCUGGAGUCCCUGUUUCAUCGAUCAAUACUUUUAUCUUGUACUUUUUGUUGUUGCGUAAUUAUGUGUGAAAUGCAAAAUCAACCACUUUAGUGUGGGGGGUUAAUCACCAUGUUUUUGACAUGCAAGACAUAUCUGCUGAAUUCAAAUACAGGAUCAUCCAAAUACCAGUUAAACCUCAUGAUGAUGAAACCAGUCCCUUCAUAUGAUCCACAUGGCGCACGUAAGCCGUGAUACAUAGUACUGUUCAGAGGGGUAUACUACAAAGCAUGAUCAAGGAGUUAGCCAGCUAACU
Coregonus sp. 'balchen' is the source of this 9438-nucleotide messenger RNA. NCBI's taxonomy places the organism in Eukaryota, Metazoa, Chordata, Actinopteri, Salmoniformes, Salmonidae. The record is from the annotation of a GenBank genome assembly.